AAACGAGCUUCUCUCGUCUACUUUACCCUCGACUCCUUCGAAAUCUCGUCCGUUUAGUCGGAUUACCCUUUGAAUUUCUUAUAAAUUAUUUCCUCUAUGUCUUUCCGUUCAUUUUCUCUUUAUUUCGACGUUAUGCCGACGAAAAAAGAGAGAAGUGCAACGAUAUAAAAGUUUAUUCGCGUUCGCGUAUCUCGCGGGCUCGAUGUCAGACAUGAAAAGCGCAUUAAGACGAUCGGAUAUCGCUGAGGAUAGGGGCCUUUUGAUGAUCGCCGAUCGAGAUAGCUCGCCGGCAAACCCAGAUGGUUUCUAACCUCAAAACCUCUCCUCGAUACCGUCCAAGUAAUUAAUUUGAAAGUCGGUUUAAUUAGUUGCCUCCGUGAUUCUCUCUUUUAGCUAACUAUGAAGUAAUAUCUUUUAAAUCGCUAAAUAAAGAAACGGACUCGCUUCCUUUCUAUGUAUUAUUUCUUUUAUCGGUGUUUCGAGCAAUGAACUUUCUUGAAGACAUCAUUUUUAGCUUAUUAAAUGGUAUCUAUCGGCUAUCUGCUGGAUGAUCAUCAAUCGCGAAUCUAAACGGCAAGCGAGUCGAGUAUUCGUUGUCCAUUUCUUCUUGUACGAUGGAAUGAAAAAAUUGCACAAAUGAAAGGUUAAUGAACGGUGCGUCGAGAGCAGUCUCGAGGACGAACGAAGGGAAGGAGGAGAGAGCGAACGAUCACAGAAGCGUGUAUGAGACGCGACGGGACGUAUCGUGGAUAAAUUAAAGUUGAUCUUUUUAGUGGCUUGCGAAGGACGGCGACAAAGGCGCGCAAAUUAUUCAAUACAUACGUCGUCAUUGAGCAACGCUCACAUCUUUUAUAAUGUACAAACGAAAGAAGAAAGAGAUAAAACGCUGAGAAAAAGAUUUCUUUUUUAAUUACAUUUUUGUUUACAAAUAAUUCGAUGUUACAUUGUAUUUUCGUACUCAAUGAAAACAAUGUUGGAGGUAGGUGCGUGUGUGCGCAGGAACGAUUGGUCUCUCUUGUCGCUGCGUUAAAAUCUCCAGCUGUGCGAAUCGGUGUACACGCUGAGAGAAAUUAUAUAAAGGACGUGCGUGGAAGGCGAGUCGUCGACAUUAAAGGAUCAAAGGGACGGUUCUAUCUAUCCUAUCAAAUCUUUUUGCUGAUCCUUCGACGGAAAAGAAGAAGAAGAAAAGAAAUAAGGAAGGAAGGAAGGGAGGAAGGAAGAAAGGAAGAAAGAAAGAAAGAAAGAAAGAAAGAAAGAAAGAAAGAAAGAAAGAAAGAAAGAAAGGAGGUCAUCGCAAGAAGCUUUUUCGCCGACGUAUUCGUACAUACGCGCACAUAACAUGCGCGUACAUAUCCUGCGUACUCGCGGGAAUAUCGAAGGCAAGGCACGCGGCUAUAAAAGCUGAACCGAUCCGAGCGAGAGGAACGACCCGAGGCUGUUGAAGAAGGAGUUCUGGUGAGGGGAACGAAAGGGUGAAAUGAGGAGAGGGAGAGAGAAAAGAGGAAGCCGCUCGAAUCGUGCGAGUACGAAGCAAGAAGAAGAAAAUGAGAGAGAUAGAGAGGAGAGAAAGAAAGAAGAUGAAAAGGAGAAGAAGCGGACUACAUCUUACCACUACUAAUACACUACUACGCAACGCAAAGUCUCUUCGUUGUCUCCGAGAGAGAGCUAAGGAAAGAGAAGGUCUCUCUCUUUCUCUUUUUCGCGAGCCAUCUCGGUUGUCUGUCAAGACACUUUUAAAAUGCUAUCCUCCAGCAGAAGCAUCGACGUGGAGCCACCCUUUCUCUCCCUUCAAGGUGGAUUCCCUUCUUUCUUAUUCCCUAUGGUGCUCUCGGCGGGCCAUUCUCGGAGAAAAACGUGAAAUAACGAAGGAAGGGAAUGCACCAUGCGGGAACCGGUCUCCGUUUCUUCGUUCGUUCCUUCCUUCCUUCCUUCCUUCCUUCCUUCCUUCCUUCCUUCGUUGAUUUCUGUUCUUCCCCAGAACGCAUAGUCUAGCUCUCGUCGUUCCAGACAAGGAAGAACUUUUUAUCUUCCUCUUUCUUCUCUUCCUUCUCCUCUUCUUCUUCUUCGUCAUUGUCGUCGUCGAAUCAAGAGAAGAGACCGACCGUGACAGGGACGAGCAUCCGUCACGAGACCGAUGCGAUCCAUCUUCCAACGUCCUCUCUCGUUUUUUCCUCCAUUAUACUCGAGGGUGCAAAGGAACUAUCGCGCUAGCGACACUGAUGCCUCUGGUGCAUUACAACUGUUCGAAACACUUGAGGCUCUUUCUUUGUGCCGUCUUUGCCCCUGUAUGCUCCGAACAUGUGGCCAUGCAGAUACCCGCUUGCAAAUCUCUCUGUCUUUCGGUUAGGAGAGAGUGCGAGCCGGCACUGACCAGCCUCACUCUUCCUUGGCCACAUAUGCUCGACUGCGAUCGAUUUUUGGAUCGAGGUAACACACUUUGCGUUCAACCACCCGAGGAAACUCUUCUCUCGGAAGCCGCCGUUCCGUCUGUUCAACAACAAUGGCCAACGCAAGAACAAAUUCAGCCUGUUCAAACGUCCACGGGACUGCAGAAUCAUCAUCAGUGUCCGCCUCAUUUCGUACAAACGCCGGAUGUACAAAUGAUCUCUUGUGCUCCACGUUGCGGUACCGACGCUUAUUAUCGUGCCGAAGAUAAAAAAUUUGCCGAACGAUGGAUGAUAGGAUGGGCAUGGCUCUGCUUUUUAUCCACCCUUUUCACUCUUUUAACGUUUUGGGUCGAGCCCUCCAGAUUCCGUUAUCCAGAGAGACCCAUAGUAUUUUUGGCCCUCUGUUACAACUUAUUGUCGGUAAAUUAUAUCAUCAGAGGUGCAAUCGGUGUCGAAAUUCUUAGCUGUGUCAGCCAACUCGAUGGACCGAGUUAUGUGCCGGUUCACGACGGAUUAAAGAGUAUUCCUUGUACGAGCUGGUGGAUCGUCAAGCAUUAUCUGAGUUUAGCCAGUAGCACUUGGUGGGCGAUACUGUGCGGUUGUUGGCUUCUCAGCGCUAGAAAUGAGUGGAGUAGCGAAGCUCUGCACAAUAUUGCCUCGUAUCUACAUGCAGUUGCUUGGGGAUUACCGUUCUUUGCUACCGGAGGCAGCUUACUUUCUCGUCAAAUAGUUGCCGACGAACUUACUGGUCUCUGUCAAAUCGCCGAUGAAUCCGCUUUGUGGCUCGAAGUUUUACCACACGCGAUUCUGAUCUUUCUUGGUUGCAUUUUAGCAGCAGUGGCAGGUGGUGCGUUGAUUCGCGUACGACGUGCUAUACGUUCGGCCGGUCGUAGCGCGACGAAGUUGGAAAGACUGAUGACUCGUCUUGGAAUCUUUGCGUUGCUUUACGCCCUGCCAGCCCUUGGUAGCUUAACCUGUAUUUUACACGAAUCUUCGACGAGACCUCGGUGGCGAACGCUCGCACUUCUCGCUGCUCUUGAUUGUCGAUCAGCGGAGAACUGUGUACCGGGCCCCGUUUAUAGAGCGGCAGGACUCGAAGUGGCCCUUCUCAGGCCGUUUUUGUCUUUGGUCAUUGGCGUGACCUCGGGUAUGUGGGUCUGGUCUGGUAAAACUUGUAGAGCUUGGAGUAAAUUACUCGCAGCUCCUAGUAAACCCAAUAGAUCGAUCCCAACUGCCCAACCUCUGACACAAAAUGUUCUUCGGAAUUUUAAACCUGAUGUAAAUAAUCUGCCAUGAGUAAAGUAUUAGUGAAAUGUACGCAAAGGAAUUCCGAAAUUGUACAUAAUAUGUAAAUAUUACGAAUGUAUUAUAUUUUCUAAAGACCGAUCUUUUAGACGUGUUUAAAACACUCUUUAUAUAUAUAUAUAUAUAUAUAUUUUUUUUUUUUAUCGAUUUCCAUUUGUAGGUAAGAUGAAGCUGUACAGAUAAUUCAUUCUAAUUGUGAAAGCAUUGUUUCUUUAUAUGCUGUAUUAAUUUAAUACAAAAAUAAAGCAAUUUGAAACCGUCAA
Messenger RNA from Vespa velutina, 3955 nucleotides. RefSeq names its product frizzled-9-like. The record is from RefSeq and is a predicted model, not a curated record. Gene Ontology annotation, molecular function: Wnt receptor activity; Wnt-protein binding. The transcript has 5 exons. Gene Ontology annotation, cellular component: plasma membrane. Bases 2220 to 3683 code for a protein of 487 amino acids. Gene Ontology annotation, biological process: non-canonical Wnt signaling pathway; canonical Wnt signaling pathway. Lineage: Eukaryota; Metazoa; Arthropoda; Insecta; Hymenoptera; Vespidae.